GUUCCAGUGUGAGCGGGCUGUGGGGCAGCGGGACCAGAAGCAGGACCAGGACCAGAAGCCGCUGCUCUCCGGUAGUCCUACAGGGGCUCACACAGGGGGGUUCUCUGCUGUUUAACAAGCUUUCUGCGACAACACAGCCACGAAGAAGAAGAGUGACAGACCGCGGGAAAAUGAUGUCGUAACUUCCUGUGCAAUGAAGUCUUGGCGCGACAAUACAGUUGUAAACAAGAGGAGGACACACAACGACACACAACAACACGCAGACACGAACUCUGUAAGAAACUGAGCCACAGAGAUACUAGAAGAAUGGAGAACAUUGAUACCAACAAUGCUUCUGGUCUCUUGGUACCUGAUGUCAGUGAAGAUUCUGUGGAUAUCUAUGAAGGCCUGGAUAUCGGUUUUAGCAGCGAUGCAGAGAAGUCAUCUCCAAAAGCUUCUCAGCUUAAGGACUCUAUGGAUCUUUAUGAAGAACUUGUCACAGAGGAACAGCAGAGCAGAGAGUCAUCAUACUUGGAGUUGAAAUCCAGAUUCCACGCAGCUCAAAUCCAAAUUAAAGAGUUGCGCAGGAGAGUGGAGCAGAUGGAGACCCAGAAUACAGGGUUGAACACUGAGAACUACCAUCUCAAAAAGAACAUCUCUGCACUAUUACAAACAGCUCGACAGGAGGUGACUCGAAAAGAUGCUGAGAUUCAGAGGUUGAUCCAACAGUCACACAAAGGUUUCCACCAUCACCAAUCUCACAUUAAUAAUCGUCGGGAUCCAAGUUCCUUGAGUCGGACCUCAGCAGGCAGCUCCAUGAGUAUGCCGCCUCCUCCACCUCCCCCUAGUCUUCCACUGCCUCCUCCACCUCGACCAGCUUCACCUCCCAGGGAGGGGGAUCCUCCUCCAGCCUCAAAGAGAGAAAGCAAUGGUUCCACCUCUCACCCCAGUGCAUCCAGCAGGAAAUCCAGCAGCAGUUCAUCAACCCGACACAGUGAGCCAGGCAAACACAAGUCCACGCACAGAGAGGAAAAAUGUCAAAGUCAAAACCUCUCUGAGCCUACAGAUAGGAGACAUCGAAGUGGUUCAGAUCCCGACAGGUCUCACAAAGCAGACAAGGACACAGGACGAAGACAUGACAGAUCAUGUAAAAGCAGGAACUACCUAAAUGUCGAGGGGCGCCACAGAUCAGACAAGUCGAGAACCCCUCCGCCAGAGAUUCCACAUGCUGCCGUUUCUUCUGAUGACAAGAAAGGGAGAAGUCGAGAGCGGAGACAGGAUGAAGCCAAAAUGUCCACACCAGACUCUGAACACAGUGCAGCUCACAGCUCUAAACAGAGCCACAGCCGAGAUCAUAGAAAAAUCCAGACUAGUGACAAACAUGUCGGGAGGAAAAAGGACCGGAACGAUUCCUCUUCGCAUCACCGCGCCGAGCGCUGCAGUGAGUCCUCCAAAGAGAGGGGAGGGAAUAGACUGUCGAAGGAUUAUCAAAGGAAGGAGGAUAGACGACGUGAAGAGGAAGUCAGCAGAAAGCAUAAGAGGAGCACUCUGUCAGAGACGAGCAGAGAACGUGAGAAAGCCAGAGCAAAAGGAUCAGACCAAGGGAGAGUGGAUGCCAGUAGUAAGGAAAAACAAAAAAAGACACAUGAGGCCUCAGAAAGACCAUCCGAAGAACCAAAUAUCACAGAGAAGAGCUCUGUAGAGGACAAUAGUCCAAACAGGAAAUUGUGUUUCAUGGAAACAUUGAAUCUAACCCUUUCACCAAUUAAGAAGCAAGUGUUGCCCGCCAGUACCACCCAGGCUGAGCUCCCACCAGUGGACAAGGUAGUGGAAAAUGGGGCCGAUGAUGAGAGUUCACAACCUAACGUUGAGGACAUGUGUGUGAUUGAUGAACUAAACAGCAGUGAAUUAGAACCAGGGUUGGAAGAUGUUGCAGAUACCUCCAAAAAGCCAAGCUCUGAAACGACACACAAGAGGUGUGAUGAUGGGAAAGAUGUCCAGGAGAAAGACAAAAAGCAGAGUAAAACUCCUGCAGCUGACGAGCAUCGUGAAGACAGUUCAGUCCAAUCUACCUCAUCUCACAGCCAACACCCAGGUGCUGCAGAUAAUCCGAUGGCUGUGCAUCUCGCAGCAACAUUAGCAGAGAUUAGUUCUCUAAAAGCAAGAAAUCAUGAAGACAAAACCCAGCAGGCCUCAGACAGCCAGGUAGAUGAUUGUGGGUCUAUGGAGGCUACAGAUGGUGACAGUGACACGUCCCGACGCAUUUAUGAACCGCACAAAGGCAAUUCUUCACAAAAAGUAAAUCCUGGAAAUGAUAUUGAUCAAUCUGUUGCUAUUACAGACCCCGUUAUGCUUGAUUCAAGUGUAGAACUGAAGUGUAAAAAUCCUAAACCUGCAGUACAGAAAAGCCUCGCUGUGGAUUCAGAAGAUGCAGCUGCUUUGCCCUUAGGAGGGAAUCCUGUAGCUGAAGAUGUUACUGACAAGGCCAACCACAAAAGUCAGCAAAUGUCUGUCACUAUUCUGCCUCAGGACUGUCAGCAAGGACUCCUGGUUUCCAAUUCCAUUCACAAGAAAGAUGCUGGUCGUACGCAAGAUGGUCCUAAAGAUGCAGAUGCUGUAUCCAGUACAAUAAGCCUGGAAUCCCUUCCACAAGAAGGGCUGAGUCUAGCUGAGGCUAUUUACGUUUUAACACAGACAAAUGAAGACACCAAUGACAGCAGUAGCAUCUGCACUGAGCCCAGCUCCUCCACUGGCUGCAUCGCCGUGUCCAAAGUCAGCAGUACCACCGAGGAGACGGCGCUGCCAGAAAAGAACAGGGACCUGACUUUCACACCAAAGAAGAGCUUCACCCCUCGAAAGAGUCAUAGCGUUGAGCCUUCCAGUUCUGUGCCUUUACUCCAUGAUGAGGACUCCAUGAUGCUCACGCUGAGCAAUCUGAAGAGAAUCCCUGAUGCCAUAAGCCCUCUGAGGAGCCCCAUACGGAUAACCAAGAGGAGUCUUCUCCAUGUUCACGGCAAGCCAGGUCAUGUCAAGAGCCUUCAAAAAGAGUUCUCCACCACAGCUGUUGAUGCCGACACAAAGAAGUUGGAUGUAAACAAAGAAAACAAAUAUCCGGGUUCUCCUGCAAACCAUGAUGCACAAACCUUGGUGGAUGAGGUAUCCGACCUGCCUUCAAGUCUCUCUGACACUGAACUGGAGGAAGGGGAAAUUUUCAGCGAAAGUGAUGAGGCGGCUGCAGAUUCUCCUCUUCCUGCAAACAAGAAGGCCAAGUUAGCCCAACCAGUCAGACAUAAACCAAGUCCUAAGUCUGUGCUAAAGAAGAAAUCUAAAGAAAGGUGUGUUGCAUCAAAAGACACUCAUGAAACAGCAGGUGUAUCGACACGAAGUCCCAAGAGUCGUUUUAAAACCGUUUGUCCCGCAGCAACCAAAGCUUCCUUUUCCACCGUAGAGGAAGUGAUGGAGACAUUCAAGGUGGUUCGUACUGAGAUCCGAAAAAAGUACAUGAAGCUUCAUAAAACCUUUCCCAAGAAGAGCUUCUAUGGUGUGAUGGACAAUUUCCAGGAGUCGUUCUUCGAAUUUGUGGACGGUGCUCAUUUUGGUCAAAUAUGCAGUCAGUCAAGGGAGCUGAAAUCCACGCUGAAGAAAUUGAUUGCAUCUGUGUUUGGCAAAGUAUCAAAUAAUGGCAUUGUGAAACGCAUUUUUGAACAGCAAGCAGUCAAUCUGAAGCAAAGGUUGUGGGACUUUGUAGAUGUCCAAGUUGACUACUUGUUCAAGGACAUUUACACGGCACUAAAGAGCCUUUGCAAACCAGCGAGAGCUCAGGCUGAGGAUGACAGGCCCCGUGGAAAUGAGAAAGUAUCCCAACAGCCUCCUGCAAAGAGAACACACUGUCAACAACAGGAUGCACAAUUGCCUCCGACCAGCCUGAAUCGAAUCAAGCCAUGCGCUGUGGCACCUUACAAAACAGGCCUUGGAAGCAGAGGAAAAGAUAUCAGAAUCACACAUGUGGAGAAAGACAGGAGUGUUGAUCCACAUCCAACAAGUUGCCCAAAUACACAAACUGUGGCCAACCACCUUCCUCCAAAAACUAUUCCUUCAACUCCAGAGAAAAGUAACAAAUCUUCUUUGGUUGUCCCUCAAAAUGUCUCUUUGCUUGAGAAAACGGACUUUCAGCUUCUCACAGAACAGCAAGCUUCCAGUUUAACAUUCAACCUGGUGAGAGACACUCAAAUGGGAGAAAUCUUCAAGUGCCUCCUGCAAGGAUCCGACUUGUUAGAAAGCAGUGGCAUCACUGGAGACAGCACAGCCUGGUCCCUCAGUACACCCAGGAAGGAUGGAGAGAGGCUCCUCAGCAUCACCACUCCCACUAAAUUUAACUCUCCGUCCAAACUGCUCUCCCCGACAAAAUUUGCCACUCCCUCAAAACUUAUCGCAACAUGGUCUAGCCUUUCCCCUCGCAAGAUGUUGUCUCCACCAACCAAAGAUCAGAUCCCGCUGAAUCCAGCUUUAUUCGAUGAAAGUUGCUUGUUAGAAGUGCCAUCAGAGAGUAGCACAAUGCUGCAGUCCAGCUUGGCUUCACAGAGGUCAUAUUCCAUUCUAGCUGAAGAUCUGGCAGUCUCCCUCACCAUUCCAUCACCUCUCAAGUCUGACAGCCACCUCAGCUUCCUACAGCCGUCAGGCAUGCACCACAUGUCCACGCCAGACAGCGUCAUCAGCGCUCACAUAAGUGAGGAUGCUCUGCUGGACGAGGAAGACGCUUCAGAGCAGGACAUUCACCUGGCCCUCGACACUGACAACUCCAGCUGUGGUUCCAGCAGCAGCGAAGUACUCGCCACACCUUUCUUGUUCAAGCCUGACCUGCCCAUGCACGCGCUUGUGAUGGAGAAGUCCAAUGAUCAUUUCAUUGUGAAGAUUCGCCAGGCGGCCACAGGAGCAGAUACCAGGCUCACUGCUGAGGAAAGCUCAGGUCAAAUACUAACAGAAGAAAAUUACGUGGACACUAAAGACAGGCGAGCAAAAGCUGUUUUGUCGGACAAAUCGCGGAAUGAGACUCCUUCAAAUGCUGUACCAUCAGAGAACCGUAUGUCUGGGACCGAUGCAGACAUCCAUGUCACUCAGGAUGAGAGCUUAACACUAACAAAAGAUCCAUCCCACGAAAAAGAUUUGUCAACUCAGCAAAAUACCUCAAAAGUUUGUUUUCCUGAGGAUUCACAGAAACUGCCAGAGUCUCUGAAAAGUCAGUCUAAAACUACUCCUUCAGAUUACAGUUUGCCCAACGGUGCUCAAAGCUCUGAUCAUUUCUUUGGACAGAUGAGCCAGGCAACCAGCAGAGAAGAUAUCCCAGCCACUGCUGAUGAGAAGGCAAGUGAAACACGCCACGGAGGAGGAGAGGGGACAACUCUUUCUAAAGCUCUUUUGUUUAAGUCUCAGAAAAGGACCAGUUGCUCCGAAACUGUGGUAUCAGAUAACAGUCCACAUCCGCCUGCUGACAGCUCUGAAACUAAUCACAGGAGCCCAGUGUCGGCGUCACAUGAUUCAGAUGAAAUGCAGGUGUCAGAGAGAAUCCUCGCCAUUGCAGAGGACGACAUAAGCAGCACACCAGAGAGAGAGCAAAGGGAUUGUGACAAAGGUAGGAAACGGAAGAAGCACCAGAAAUCAAAAGCCAAGCGGUUCAGAAAGGAGGAUGAGGAGAGUAGAGAAGAGAAGGAUGAUGGUGAAUCCAAAUCCUCCCCAGCGUCUCUCUCCCCCAACAGUCUCUACGCCAAGAAUGUGAUCAGGAAGAAGGGCGAGGUGGUGCUGGCAUGGACCAGAGAUGAAGAUCGAGCUAUUCUGAUUGGCCUGAAGACAAAAGGGGCUUCACGGGAGACUUUCUCUGCCUUGUCAGAGAAACUUGAUAAGCCGUCAGAUCAGAUUGCUGACAGAUUCUACCAGCUGAUGAAGCUUUUUAAGAAGCAGGAGAAGAUGGACACUUGAUCCCUCUGACUGGGUUAUUGCAAAUAGUUCUUGUAUUAGAGCAUUUCCACACACAAGGUAUGUCGGCUGCUGUUCAUGUGACAUGUUGCUGGAAGAAGUGACCGCAGGGUGGCCCCGUGGGUCACAGGAUGGAGCCCCACAUAUCACAUAACACACAUCUGCCUAUCCAGAUCCCUGAACGGAGCCCUGCAUAGUCCAGCCAAGACAAAGAUGAACGGCCGUUUUAGCCCAGCUUUGUUACUCAACAAAAAGUCCUAAAUCCAGUCACUGCCAGGGAAGGUAUUUUGUUCUGGAUACUGAACUGGACCUGUUCAUGUGGAAAAUAAGGAUU
Messenger RNA from Sander lucioperca (pikeperch), 6283 nucleotides. RefSeq names its product caspase 8 associated protein 2 (gene casp8ap2). Gene Ontology annotation, molecular function: transcription corepressor activity. The transcript is spliced from 10 exons. Gene Ontology annotation, cellular component: PML body; mitochondrion. The record is from RefSeq and is a predicted model, not a curated record. Gene Ontology annotation, biological process: extrinsic apoptotic signaling pathway via death domain receptors; Fas signaling pathway. NCBI's taxonomy places the organism in Eukaryota, Metazoa, Chordata, Actinopteri, Perciformes, Percidae. The coding region runs from base 307 to 5952 and encodes 1881 amino acids.